AUGUCCUACAAUCAACCUGGUUCUCAGUCCAGCCUUAAGGGGAGUUACAGAAAGAGGACCUGGAUGUUCAGCAAGAGACAGCACAACAGUGACAAUGUAGACAAUAUCACAUCUGAGGUUCAAAACCAUGUCACGGAUACCAAUGAGGAGGCUGACGUACCUAUAGAACCCACUGUAGAUGACAGCGAUGCUGAAAGUGACCACUGUGGCAGUGGAUCUAGGGCUAAAGUAACAACAGAAACAGUUGCAGAUGAUAGCGGCGAUGACAGCUCCAGCACCUCCAGGAGCUCCAGCAGCAGCUCCAGGAGCUCCAGGAGCUCCAGCAGCAGCUCAAAUGACACAGAGCCUGAGUCGGCCCCAUCCGAGGCUACCUCUGCUGAGAACCAGCCCAAGCAACCAGACUCUGCUGCUGAGACCCAACCCAAGCAACCAGACACUGCUGCUGAGAUUCAGACACCAGAGACAGACACUGGUAAGACUCAGACACCGGAGCCAGACACCGUUGCUGAGAUUCAAACACCGGAGACAGACACCGUUGCUGAAAUACAAGACACCGUUGCUGAGAUUCAGACACAGGAGACAGAGUCUGCUGCUGAAAUUCAGACACCGGAGCCAGACACCGUUGCUGAGAUUCAGACACCGGAGACAGACACCGUUGCUGAGAUUCAGACACAGGAGACAGAGUCAGCUGCUGAAAUUCAGACACUGGAGACAGAGUCUGCUGCUGAAAUUCAGACACGGGAGACAGCCUACACUAUACCUAACCCUCAGUCUACAGCUGAGCCAGGGUCCCAAUGUUUGGGUGAACCAUGUGAAAUGUCUUGCAAUGUGCCUGAAUGUAGAGUUGACAAUGGAAUUCUAUUAGCUGCGCCUGGGUAUCAAGAUAGGGCUGAAGAUGCGGUCUCUGCCACAGAGGACCUAACCAGGUCCGGGUGUGCUAACUCAAAGGGGACCGAAUCUGCCCUGGAUAACAUUGCAAAGGGAUAUAGGUGUGAUAGAUCGGAUGAUGAGGUUGAUGCUGCCCUGGAUAUCAUCACAUGUGUCACGGCUACCGAGAAUGAGAGAGCUCCGGAUGAUAUGCUGACCGAUGUGGAAUAUGUAAACGCCUUUUCAGAGUGUGACAUUUCUCACUUCUAUGAUUCUGAGCCACAUUUCAGUAGGCCACAGUGGAACGUUGACCCUUGUCCCGGUUUAAUAUUUUCUGCUACAACUGACCCCAGUCCCUCUAUUAUACCACUCUCAUCAAGCGCCAUUUGUAAUGUGGUAACCCAACCUAAAGAUGUCUCACUCAAUGAUGACUGCAUUGGUGACAUGCCCUCCACAGGGUACCCAGACAACUCCAUGUUUGAUCUUGAGAGGGCAUGUAGUGAUUAUAUAUUUCAACAACAAUCGGCACUGCAGCUGGAUCCCCAUCUGGUUGAGGUACAUCAGGACCCCGAUCCUCAAGUGUCUACACCACAGCAGGAGGAUGCCGUGGUCCUAGAUCCCGAACAACCAAUAUCUCAAGUACCUUACACUCCACAGCCGACUGUUGAUAUACAUGGGUUCAAUGUGUACAAGCUCAAGCCAGUAACAGCUUUACAGUCGCAAAGGUCAUUAUUCCCCACACCACCACAAUCUGAAGCAGCUGGCACCUAUGAAGAACUAGCGCCUGAUCCCAGUCUACAGCACCUUGACAGCGAUGGAGAUCCAGUGUUGUCAAUUGCGAUGAUAUCCCCUUUGAUGCAAAAGUUGAUUAUAUGCUCCGCAUGUACAACCACCUUCAACCGAGCGGUCAUAUGUAACACCUACUUGAUUCAGCUGAACAGGCCCAUACAAUGUGCUUGUGGCUGUGUAUUAUGCACACUGUGUUACAGUCAACAACGUGGUUGUAGCCUACACAAUAUGUCAUCCACAAGGGCCCCUGUAAGCACCACAGCCAGCACCCUUGCCAAUUGCCCUGCUCUGGAGCAUUUAGGGGCCUGGGAUCUGGAACUCAACAUAGGUGAUAUGUUCAAAACUGACAAUGAAGUCAAUGUCCAUGUGCAGCUGUUAAUGAAUAAGGAGCAAUCCCCUGACAUGGACACCCUGAGACCCGUGUUCAACCAUCUCGUCACAGAGAAGGACACCAUGUCCUUCAAGUACUGGGUAAACGAAGCAAUGCCAGAAGAGGUGGCCUGCAGAUAUGUCUGCAUCCCUCAUAUACCUGGUUUCUGGGAUCACGUCGUGGUGGGAACCCGGACCCUUCCCAAAACGGCGAACAUGAUCGGGCCCGAUGACUCCUUGCCAAGAUUGUUCAAUGUGUCACUAGGGUCCUACAAGUUUCAUUGGUGCUGUUUUGUUCUGAAGAAACAGAUUAUUUUAACUAUGUGGUGCACUUCAAUGCCCAGCAGAGGGCAGCCUAAGGUAUUCACACUGGUUGACAGCACACUGAAGAACCAUACCUCAAGCAUAGAGUUUAGACGAAUGGUAUUCUAUCUGUGUAGGUGGUUUACAGCUCAGUACGGGUCCCCACCAGACAGGCAGCUUAACAUGGUGUUAGAUUGUAAACCUAGUGAAGGUCCUACUUUGGUCCAUGUCAUAGCUUUCCUGGCUUCACGCCUAGGGAUGGAAAAGGUAACACCUCAGUUCUCCCAGCAUAGGGCCAAAGAUAGGGCCAAAGAUGAUCGAAAUUACAGUUUCAAAGUCAAGCAUGCCAAUACCAUGUUCACGUGCCCCUCAGAUGGUACUUCCGAAGGGUCCCUUGACUCAUGA
Salvelinus namaycush (lake trout) is the source of this 2733-nucleotide messenger RNA. Its product is annotated as flocculation protein FLO11-like. The transcript is spliced from 5 exons. The coding region runs from base 1 to 2733 and encodes 910 amino acids. The record is from RefSeq and is a predicted model, not a curated record. NCBI's taxonomy places the organism in Eukaryota, Metazoa, Chordata, Actinopteri, Salmoniformes, Salmonidae.